Molecule: messenger RNA, 1857 nt
Organism: Impatiens glandulifera
Lineage: Eukaryota; Viridiplantae; Streptophyta; Magnoliopsida; Ericales; Balsaminaceae
Product: putative E3 ubiquitin-protein ligase RING1a
Exons: 10
Coding region: 159-1571 (470 amino acids)
Source: RefSeq, a predicted model, not a curated record
GACUUCUUCGAAGACCUUUCUCAUCCUUGUUUUGCGCCAGCACAAGGAGAAGAUCUCUCUCUCUCUCUCUCUCUUAAAUCUUGUAUCUUCGAAGACAUAGACAUAGACAUAGUAGAGUAGAGUUGGAGAAGAAAAGGGGUUCAAGUCAUAGAAGCGCAAUGCCUGCUCAAAAGCGUCAUCCAUCCUCUUCCUCUUCUUCUUCUUCAUCCUCCUCCUCCUCCUCCUCCGAGGAUCUCCAAGACGAGGACUCCUCUCCUCCACAGCAGAGCCGUCGCAAGCAAUCGCGAAGAGAAGAGAGAGUAGCCGAUGAACAAGGAGACACCGAGGAACAAGUGAAUGAUGAGCUAUCGGAAGGAGAAGGAGGAGAAGGAGAAGACUCCCACAGUAGCCGCUCAUCCGACGACCCAACAAGACUACCCGAAUGGAUAUCUGCUGACUUGCUUUCCCUUCGUACCUAUGUUCAAUGUCCAAUAUGUUUAGGUAUUAUCAAGAAAACAAGAACUGUGAUGGAAUGCUUACACCGUUUUUGCAGGGAAUGCAUUGACAAGUCAAUGCGAUUGGGUAACAAUGAGUGUCCUGCUUGCCGCACACAUUGUGCUAGUCGACGUUCUUUGAGAGAUGAUCCAAGAUUUGACACAAUGAUUGAAGUCUUAUAUCAAAAUAUUGAGAAGUACGAGGAAGAGGAAUUGGCUUUUCAUGAAGAGGAGAAAACCCGUAACAAGCAGAUACAAGAGUCCAUUGCUCAAAUAUUUCGAAGACAGUCAGAAGCGCUUGCAACCAAACGCUGCAAAUCAUCUAAAGAUGUGUACACUCCAAGAUUGCCAAGAAAUUGUCGUCAUUCAUACUCCAGAAGAAGACGGAGUAGCCAUGGAACAGAACUUGAAAUAUCUGAUGAAGACAAUAGCUAUGAUGGAAACAAAGAUUCAUCUUCAGCUGAUGAAGGGGUAAUGGAAGUUAAGCAAAGGAGACACAAGAGAAGACCGUUGUCUAACCCUUCUUCGUCGACUGUGAACUCUGAUGGAGGAGGAUGUGCAAAUGAAUUGGAAGCAAGCAGGGAAAUCAGGGGAGUUUCGGAAAUACUCGGUUGGGGUGGAGGUGGUGCUCGGAGCAGGAGUCUUCGGAGCUCUCGCCUGUCAAAGCUGAAAGGAUAUCUUGAAAUUUCUAAAGGUGGUGAUGAUAAGUUUGACGUUCAUCUGAUGCUUAUUUCCUUGGAUUCGAAGACAGUUCCGAGUCUGGGUCAGCCAUUUCUCUGUUGUCGUCCCAACUUGUUGGUUGAACACCUUCACAAUUAUGUCUCACAUGAGGCUGAAGUGCGGGCUGAAGAUGUUGAAAUUCUGCUAGUGAGGAGGCGUGAUACUGCUGCCAACAGCCUGGAUGCUGAUAUAGGCAUAGACCUUUCAAUGUUAAUAGGAAACAACAGCUUACCACCCUCUGAGUCCGAGUUGGUUGCUUUCUGCAACAAGGCAAUACUUGAGCCUUUGGAAGGGAAAGAAACAUUAGCAAGUCUUUCAACUUCUUCGGGUGUGAACCAUUUGAUUCUUGCAUAUAGGAAGAAAGGAUCUCCAAUUUAAGGAGUUGGAGGACUCUUGGCUUGCCUUUGGAGGAGAAAAUGGCGGCAGCUAUUUUAUUUAUUACCUUUUGAUCUUUUUGAGCACCCAGAAAACUACAUCUCCUCGCACCCUCAAGUGUGUGAUAAAAAUAUUACAUCUUCUCUCUAUUAUAACAUAAUAACUCACUCAGAGUCUUAUUUUAUUACUAUUUCUGAUUUGAAGAUGAACCGAAAAACUAGUUUUAUAUCCUCUCUUCUAUUCUAUUACCUUUUAACAUAUUGGAGGGGUUUUGCAAGAUUAUUAAAUA